Molecule: messenger RNA, 1086 nt
Organism: Zingiber officinale
Lineage: Eukaryota; Viridiplantae; Streptophyta; Magnoliopsida; Zingiberales; Zingiberaceae
Product: PRA1 family protein H-like
Exons: 4
Coding region: 105-854 (249 amino acids)
Biological process (GO): vesicle-mediated transport
Cellular component (GO): endoplasmic reticulum; Golgi apparatus
Source: RefSeq, a predicted model, not a curated record
CGACCCGCUAUUCCUUCUGGUGGCCUGGGUGCGGCAUCCCCAAUUCCUUCCUCUUGCGACGGGAGUAAUCGUCGUCGUCGUCGUCGUCGCCUUCCAAGCAAUCGAUGGCCUUCGCCGCCAAUCCUUUGUCCCUCAGCGUCACGGACGCCGCCUUCGAAUCAUGGCUUCGUGACAAUGGCUACCUCGAGGUCCUCGACGACCGCGCCACCGCUGCCGGGGCGGCCUCCCCUUCCCCUUCCUCCUCCUCCGCAUCCCCCCUCCCUGAUCUCCUCCGCCCUAGAGCCAACGCCGACGACUCCUUAUCCGCCUUUCCAUACGCCUUCUCCUCUCUCCGAUCCUUCGCUUCCCUCUUCACCCUCAACCCCUUUGCUAAGCUCACCGCCGAGGAUCUCACCCGCAGCACCCCCUCGUGGACGCUCGAGUUCAUCGGCAGCGGAGACUCCUACUCGUGGCCAGCCGGGCCGUCCCAGGCCAGGAUGAGGGUGCAGGAGAACGUUCGCCGCUACGCCAGGAACUAUGCAGUGCUGUCUCUUCUCGUCUUCGCUUGUUCCUUGUAUAAGAUGCCGGUUGCGCUUUUAGGUUUGCUUGCGUGCUUGUUCCUGUGGGAGCUCGUGAGGUUUUGCAGUGGUAGGUGGCAUUUGGAGGAAAGGAGCCCUGGAUUGAGGCAGGUUCUAAUUUAUGCUGCCCAGCUUGCAACUGCAAUGGUACUCUACAUGUGCAACCUUCAGCUCGCUAUCGCUUGUGCAGUUGGAGUUAGCUAUGCCGCAAUGAUUUUCCAUGCAUUUCUGCGCAAGUUAACUCCGAGAUCCAUUGGCGGAGGUAAUCAGCAUAAAAGAUUACUACUGAAAAAGUAACAUGAAGUGCAAAAUAAAGUGGAAAAUUGAUUGUAAGUUUCUAACAUCCUGUGCUUGCUAAAGCUCUAAAAUUGUAUUUGCUGCCAUAAGCUGUUGCUACAUUAGUUUAGUUACAUGGAUAACUAUAGCUCAGAAUAAUAUCGAUGGAAAUGUAACUGAAGCCCCUAAGACUUCUGAAGUAUAUGUGCACAUAAGUGACAAUAUACUUUUAACUAGACUUUCGCAGGGAUCA